Messenger RNA from Hyaloperonospora brassicae, 363 nucleotides. The record is from the annotation of a GenBank genome assembly. Lineage: Eukaryota; Oomycota; Peronosporomycetes; Peronosporales; Peronosporaceae.
AUGUACAAAGCGUCGAGUGCAAGCGACAAAGUGAAACAACAACCGUUGGUGGCACCAUUUAAGGCCACCAAUGAGUCCAGUACUGCCACCAUGGAUCUCAAAAAUCAUUUGGAUGUAAAGACACUACUGGAAGAUAUGAGCGUUAACAUGUCGUUGCCAAUAUGGAUGACGGAUGCGAGUCAAGAGGCGAUGAAGCAGACCGAGAAUGAAGCUAAGUACAGCUCACACGAGCAAGUGUACGUGAAGUUCUUGCGUGACACGAUCCCCAGGUUCAUUGUGAAGCCCAAUUACGUCGCUACCAGUGAAAUGAUCGCAAAUUUGCUGUCCAAGAGUAUGCCAGCCUCGAGAGGCGCGGAGAUCUAA